Molecule: messenger RNA, 1191 nt
Organism: Ananas comosus (pineapple)
Lineage: Eukaryota; Viridiplantae; Streptophyta; Magnoliopsida; Poales; Bromeliaceae
Product: ran guanine nucleotide release factor-like
Exons: 8
Coding region: 132-740 (202 amino acids)
Biological process (GO): protein import into nucleus
Cellular component (GO): nucleus
Molecular function (GO): guanyl-nucleotide exchange factor activity; small GTPase binding
Source: RefSeq, a predicted model, not a curated record
UUUUCAUUUCAAUUUUCUAAUUCCCAUUUACAUUUAUUUACUUUCGCACUUUCUCAUCGCUCUUCUCCGGCCUCCGUUUCGAAGCUAACAAAUUUACAAUUUUAAGAUUUAACUUAGCGAGGAUCUGAGCAAUGCCUGCUGAUGAUUGUAUUGAGAGGCCUUUAUUUGGGGGUGCCAUAUCUAGCUACUUUCCUGUAAGGUUUCAGGAUAUAAGCAACAUAAGAGAGGUCCCAGAUCAUCAGGAAGUUUUCGCUGAUCCUAGCCGUGAUGAGAGCCUUAUCUUUGAGCUACUUGAUCUGAAACAUGAGGUUGGAGAUGACAGGAGUGCUGUAUGGUUUCUUCGGGAUAUUGCCAGGGAACAAGAUGCGGAGGAAACAAUGGUGCUUGAGCAUUCUGGGACUCUUGAGCUGCCAGGUUUAAGCUGCGGAGGUGCACCUACAAUAGUUACAACCGCUGUUGGUCAACUGGCAAUUUCAAAGGGACGACAAGGAAGAGAAGCCCAUAAUGUAGUGCAGGUAUAUCUAGCAAAUUUGCGCCUCAAGGAAGUUUCUACUGAUGUACUUAUCACUGCAUAUGAGCCAAUAUUUAUAAACCCCUUGAGCGAAAGCGCCAGGACAGUAGGAGCUGGUCCGACCGUCCCUGCUGAACAAUCCGGAUUCUUGCCGAUGGCCGAGGUGUUCAAGCGUGCUGUUACAAGUUUCAAGGUCCAUGAUUGGAAUCUCUUCGGCCCAGGUGCUUGAUAAAUUUGUAUACAGCUAUCCUGACCUUCAUUAAGUAUUGCAGACACAGGUCUCUCUAAUUCGUGAUCCAUCUUAAAACUAAUUUCUGUGGCGUGUGGAGUUGACUAUAAGAUAUUGUAUAACAUUAACUCUAGAUUGUCUUGCGUACAUUCAAGUUGAGGCAAUUCCAUGGCUCUUAAUAUGUCAAUUAGAUCUCCUCUAGGCUGUGGCGUUCAUGCUGCCUCAUCUCAGCUUUGCAUCCUUUGAUUUAGGCUUAAAUUAGUUGGUUAUCCUUGUCCUUUGGAAAGUAAUGGAUUACCUCAAGUAGAAAUUAGAGUGUGGCUGUGUAGCUCAUUUUGUGUGUGUGUGUGUGUGUGUGUGUGUGUGUGUCUUUAUUUGUGAUUUUAUUUCUUUUCUGAUGUCACAUAUGAAGACCCUAUAUUGCUUUUGGGAAAGUCUCUCUAUCUCAUAA